UUCCGUUGGCAUCUCAUUAAGUGGUCGAAUUAAAAGUUGACUAGUUAUUGUAAACAAGAAGACGUUGAUACAAAUUACCAGUAUUUCCCCGAAGAAAUGGCGAUAUUAUUAAGAAAAUUGUGAGCGAAAACCAAACAAAUGCGGGUCAUUUUACAGAAUAAGAAAACACAGCAGAAAAACAAGCUGAAGAAAAAUUCAGUUGGUCGCAUCAAUGAUACAAACGGAAAUUAAUGUGUCACACGUACAGUGAAGUUUUUUCUUCAUCUAGUAAACAAAAAACAAAAUUUAAAAAAUGCCAAGAGCCGAUAUGUCCUGAAAACAUUUUUCUCAUGUUUCAAGUUGAAAUUAAAAAUUCUAUCACUCUUUCAAACUGACAACUGACCAGGAACCAAAUAUUUGACCUUUAUCAUUGCGGGGUUGGACUACAGGUAGAGCAACGGUUCUGCGCGGGACACUUAUUUAUCGCUGGCAGUUAGUUUAGACUUACAUCCUUACGCUUCUGUAAGGCGUUGACGUUUUCCUCGAGAAGAAACUCUCCGUUCCAUGUGAUGGCUUAGAAGGGUUAUUAAUGUCACAAAUAUAGUUCAUACUUGCACACAGCAGGAUACUCUUGUAGCAAUAUUCUACUCAUCGGGAAAUAUUUACCGUAGGAUUUAUGUGUAAAUUAUAUACUGCACUUGCCAUUGUGUGUAUAUUUCUGUGGAAUAUAGAAUAUUUAUCCCAGUGUAUAUGCAUGCGUUUAUGAACAGGAGGAACACAGAUUUGUUUAUACCAAAGGGAGUUUACUACGGUGUUGUGCCAUAUCUGGGAUCUUACUAUAAUAUCUGGAAUUAUACGAUAGGCCGGGAAUAUCAUAUGAGCCUUGUCCAUGGCUCAAAGGUUUGAAAAUGACCUCCCGGCACACUACCCCGGGGGUGGGGGCUUGGGAGGGAUGCCGGACGGUAUGUACGAACGGUCCCUCCCAAACCACCCCCUUCAUCAACAGUCAUCGAUGCAUCACUACCCUCCAUACUCUACCAACAGCUCCAUGCCCCCCGUCAAUUCAUCUCAGGACUCGCAGUUAAAAAGAGAUAAGGACGCGAUUUACGGGCAUCCAUUAUUUCCAUUAUUAGCGCUCAUAUUUGAAAAAUGUGAGCUAGCGACAUGUACCCCUCGAGAACCCGGCGUGGCAGGCGGAGACGUAUGCUCCUCCGAAUCUUUCAACGAAGACAUAGCAGUUUUUAGCAAACAAGUUUUAGCCCGGUCAGAAAAACCCUUAUUUUCCGCGAAUCACGAGUUGGAUAGUGUGAUGAUACAAGCCAUACAAGUGUUACGGUUUCACUUAUUGGAACUAGAAAAGGUGCACGAACUCUGUGACAAUUUCUGUCAUCGUUACAUCAGUUGUUUAAAAGGGAAAAUGCCGAUUGAUUUAGUGAUAGAUGAACGAGAAGGAGGAAGCACCACGUCCAAAUCUAGUUCGGAAAAUCCGCCGGAUCCGUCGGAAGGGGUGGACCAGCAGCGUCCUCCCUCACAAAGCCUGACCUUUGGGCCACAGGAAGACACACAGUCCUCACGGUCGGGAGACACACCUAUCACACCUAGUCAAUCAAAUGCAACAUCAAAUUCAUCUCACAAUGCAGACAACAUCAGCGAAUCAGGGGAAGGUCUUGACAACAGUGUCGGAUCAGGGGAAGGAACUGCGGAUGAAGAUUCCGAGGAUCGUACCUCAAAACGGCAGAAAAAAAGGGGCAUUUUCCCUAAAGUGGCAACAAAUAUCAUGAGAGCCUGGCUCUUCCAACACUUAACACACCCUUAUCCCUCAGAAGAACAAAAAAAGCAGUUGGCCCAAGACACGGGGUUGACUAUUCUCCAAGUCAAUAAUUGGUUCAUAAAUGCCAGAAGAAGAAUUGUUCAACCCAUGAUUGACCAAUCAAAUCGAGCAGCUCCAGGGGGUCAUGGUGGUUACAGCCCUGACAGCAUGGGCUGGGAUGGGCAGACAAUGGCCCACAUGGGCUCACACAUGUUGCAGGCUAGACCUGGAGCAGACAUGUAUGACCCAAUGAAAGCAGGCUAUCACCACAUGGACAGCUCCCAGAGAUAUGACAUGUUAGGUGUCCAAGGAAUGGGCGAUAUGUACGGUGCACCCCCUGUUAGUGGCAGCAGUUCAUAUUCCCAAAUGUCACAGUUACGUCCGCCUGUACACUCACAAGCUAUGUUAAUCCCUGGCCACCCACAUCACAUGAUGAUGGGACAUGGGGCCACAGGAAUGAGCCCCCACGCAAUGUCAAUGAGUUCCACCCAGAGUCCUCCUCUACAUGGCAGCAUGGACAGUAUGGGUGCACAUAUACAGGACAUUCAUGCAGGGUAAAUCCCAUGACAGUGGCCCCUCAUGACAUCAAACAAAAAGUAUUAGUGGAAGACAGGACUUCCUUUUUCACCGCCUAUCAGUACAUUUGAAACAAAAAAAAUAUGAUUUAAAGAAGAAUAAUUUGGAGUUAAAAACAACAAAUUAUUUGGACACGAUUUUUUUUUUGAGAACAUGAUAAUGAGAAAAAACGUCACAGUGAUCUCGGCGUGGUAAGUGGAGGAAUGAAAUUCCUGGUCUGUGGAACUCAGUAUGCUAGUCACAGACGUCAGUGUCGCUCGUCUGGAUUGGACAGAGGCCGACUGACGUCUCUGCUUCCUCUAUGUAUUUCUCAAUGAUCUGGAUGGACUUUUACUCGCAGUAGGUGCAAGAAUCACUUGAUUUUUCACAAGUAUUAGGUGCUGGUUAUAACAGCAUCAGAAAAUUUUGUUUUCCAAUAAAGUAUUAUGUUUUGGGGGCAGAUUUGAGCUGCCUUUUUUCUUCUGUGUCACUGAUGACAUUGUCACAUGGAUACCUCAUCUUGUAUGCUAUAUAUAUAGUUUAUGGCCAUGACUAAUUGUAAACAAUAAAUUACAUGCAUUCCAUUUCUUUAAAUGUGGUACUGGUUAUGGCCAUUUUGUAUUUUGUUUUUGUGUCUUUUUUCUCCCUCUCAAAACAAAUCAAGUGUUAUUUCUUUUAUCAAUUGAAGAACAAAAUACUAAUGAUCAAAGGACCAGAGAUGUGGCCGUAUAAACCAAUCAGAAAUAGAGAACUGAUCAUUACAGCCAAUCAAUUUGAAGCUUUAAUAUUACCUCAAUAUUAGAUUUCUGUUGUAAAAAUAUGAAGAUUUGUUCAUUUAGAUGGUUUUGUAUUUAAUAUGGUGCAUGUUUGAACAGAGAAGUAUUUGGUGCAUAUAAUGGAAAUGUAGAACUGGUGUGGUCAGGGUGAGAGAGAGGCUUGAAUCAAGUGAUCGAAUUUUGUUUUUCUUUUUUUUCUUCUGUUUUGUUUGUUUAUUUUUUGUAAUUGAGUAUUAAUAAAGAUUUGAUUUGUUGCCAAGUAACACACAAGGUUGUAUUUUGUUUGGUCAGUAUCGUGAACAUUUUUUGUGCAAGACUGUUUCUUCUAAACGAUCAGGACGACCUGCAUGGCCUUCAGUUUUUUCUUGGAUCUGCCUCCUGGUAGAUGGUUUCUGAUAUGGCCAAAUCAAUAUUUCAACAGUAUUUGUUUUUCUCUUUUUGUUACUUUUUUGCAUAAUAAAUUAUUUUCUAGUAUUUUUUUGAUUGAUGUUGAGUUUUCUUUAAGUUUGCAUUAAUAUAAAACAAUUACAUGUGAAGUAAAGAAACAUCCUAUGGAUAUUUCAAAUCUGUAAUAUCGUGGGAAGAUUAAGAUUGCAUUAUGAUGUACAUAUUAAGUAAAUUCUUGGUUUCACAGAUUUUUUUCCAUUGUUUCAUUUACUGCUGACUGCCCACAAUCCCAUGGAUGAGUGUUUCCAGGGAUACGACAAUCACAUGAUACAGCAACAAAAUAGGAUUGGCCUAGAGUGUGUUCUGUUAUUUGUGUGUGAGUGUCUGAUUGUGAUGGAAGUCUGCUAAAGCUUGGAUGCUUAGUUCUAGGGAAUUUUUAAUGAGAUUGUCACAUAUUUGAGAAAAAAAUUCCAGAAGAAAAAAAUAAAAUGUUGUAUUAUGCUAA
Messenger RNA from Ostrea edulis (European flat oyster), 4012 nucleotides. Its product is annotated as homeobox protein Meis1-like. Gene Ontology annotation, molecular function: DNA-binding transcription activator activity, RNA polymerase II-specific; RNA polymerase II cis-regulatory region sequence-specific DNA binding. The transcript is spliced from 13 exons. Gene Ontology annotation, biological process: positive regulation of cell population proliferation; brain development; animal organ morphogenesis. Lineage: Eukaryota; Metazoa; Mollusca; Bivalvia; Ostreida; Ostreidae. Bases 869 to 2347 code for a protein of 492 amino acids. The record is from RefSeq and is a predicted model, not a curated record.